CCCAUCUUCAGCCGCGACCUGGGCGAGGCGCGGCGGCGCGUGCGGGAGCUGUACCGGGCCUGGUACCGCGAGGUGCCCAACGCCGUGCAUCUGUAUCAGCUGGACAUCACGGUGAAGCAGGGGCGGAACAAGGUGCGGGAGAUGUUCAUGAAGAAUGCCCAUGUUACGGACCCUCGGGUGGUUGACAUGCUGGUUAUUAAGGGAAAAAUGGAACUUGAAGAAACUAUUAAAGUAUGGAAGCAGAGGACUCACGUCAUGAGGUACUUCCAUGAAACGGAAACUCCACAACCUAAAGACUUUCUCUCCAAAUUCUAUGCAGGCCACGAUCCUUGAGACAGACUGAGUGUGUCUUGCUGCCUUGCAUUAAAAUAAACAUCUAUAUAUUAGAAAGAAAAUCUGUU
Molecule: messenger RNA, 401 nt
Organism: Tinamus guttatus (white-throated tinamou)
Lineage: Eukaryota; Metazoa; Chordata; Aves; Tinamiformes; Tinamidae
Gene: NDUFA6
Product: NADH:ubiquinone oxidoreductase subunit A6
Biological process (GO): response to oxidative stress
Cellular component (GO): respiratory chain complex I
Source: RefSeq, a predicted model, not a curated record